Molecule: messenger RNA, 675 nt
Organism: Anopheles coustani
Lineage: Eukaryota; Metazoa; Arthropoda; Insecta; Diptera; Culicidae
Product: superoxide dismutase [Cu-Zn]
Exons: 3
Coding region: 1-675 (224 amino acids)
Biological process (GO): removal of superoxide radicals
Molecular function (GO): copper ion binding; superoxide dismutase activity
Source: RefSeq, a predicted model, not a curated record
AUGGCACCGUUGUGGAAAGCGAUCGUUCAAAUGUCCCUUUUAGGAGCAGUUUUCUGGAUGUCGGUCGGCGCACAGGCGGCGUUCGGUGGACGGCUAACUGACGACGUGGAAAUCAUUGACCCGACGGUGGGAUUUGGCCCGGGCGGUGGCACCGGAAGUGGUAUUCCACUCGGACCGAGAGGCUUUCGAGGAUUUGAAAUUCUGCCGAGGCCGGAACCAUCCUGGAAGGCAGGCGCCACCCUGGUGGCGGAUAAUCCGGAGCAGCAAAUCAUGGGUACGAUAACGUUUCGUCAGUGGGCACCGGGCCACGUGGAAACGGCCAUCAACGUCACCGGCCUACCGGUCGGCAAGCACGCGGUACACGUCCACGCAUUCGGAGAUAUGCGCGAGGGUUGCAAGUCAACCGGGCCGCACUUCCGCAGCAGUAUUAUUGGUAACAUCGAUGUGAAGGAGGACGGCAAUGCGAUGAUUGAUUUCCACAGUCCGUACAUUAACUUGUUCGGAUUCGCGGGCAUCGUCGGGCGUUCGAUCGUGAUACACGAGAAGCCGUCGGAAGUCUACCGGUUUCCGGACCUAUCGAUCAACAAUCCGAUCUCGUUCCAGGGCGAAGAGGAUACGGUUGGGGGGCGCAUCGCCUGUGGCAUUAUAACUAUCCUGGACAACGUUGCCCAGUAG